Molecule: messenger RNA, 4598 nt
Organism: Egretta garzetta (little egret)
Lineage: Eukaryota; Metazoa; Chordata; Aves; Pelecaniformes; Ardeidae
Gene: CA5A
Product: carbonic anhydrase 5A
Exons: 7
Coding region: 1-912 (303 amino acids)
Cellular component (GO): cytoplasm; mitochondrion
Molecular function (GO): carbonate dehydratase activity; zinc ion binding
Source: RefSeq, a predicted model, not a curated record
AUGUCCCUCCGUCGCUUCCAGCCCCCCGGGCUGAGGGGGCUGCCGGUGCCUCCAAAGUUUGUUGUGGAAGAGGAGGGAACGCCAAGCGUAGUCUGCUUUUUGCAUCCACUUUGGCAGAGUCCGCUUACGAUUCCUGGAGGCACCCGGCAGUCUCCUAUCAAUAUCCAGUGGAGAGACAGUGUUUAUGACCCCUUUCUGAAGCCUCUCAAAAUCAGCUACGACCCAACAACGUGUCUUCACAUCUGGAACAAUGGGUAUUCAUUCCUGGUUGAGUUUGAUGAUUCUACUGAUAGAUCAAUAAUCGUUGGAGGUCCGUUGGAAAACCAAUACAGGCUAAAGCAGUUCCACUUCCAUUGGGGAGCUAUAAAUGAGUGGGGUUCAGAGCACACAGUUGACAGUAAAUUUUACCCGGCAGAGUUGCAUUUAGUACACUGGAAUGCUGUUGUGUACCCGACUUUUGAAGAAGCUGUAAUGGAAGGUAACGGCUUGGCUGUUAUUGGAGUGUUUUUAAAGCUAGGAGCACAUCACCAAGGGCUGCAGACACUGGUUGAUGCCUUGCCGGCAGUUAAACACAAGGACACUGUUAUUGAGUUUGAUGUCUUUGAUCCCUCCUGUUUGAUACCUUCAUGCCCUGAUUAUUGGACCUACGCGGGCUCUUUGACAACUCCCCCCCUUACUGAAUCAGUCACAUGGAUUAUUAAGAAGCAGCCAAUAGAGGUUGAAGAGAAUCAGCUGGAGGCAUUUCGGAUGCUGCUCUUUACUUCAGAUGGCGAAGAAGAAAAGAGAAUGGUAGACAACUUUCGCCCUCUUCAGCCAUUAAUGAAUCGAACCGUCCGUUCAUCCUUCCAAAGCAGGCAUCUCUUGAAUACUGAAGUGCAGCCCAAGGACCAUGCUGAGCAGAUCAGGCCAUAGACGGCCCAUGAAAUGUCAGUCCAGACUGCAAUACCUGGAUAUAACUGACGUUAUUUUUUAAUUAUUUUUCCUCUUUCUGCAGUGUGUGUAUGCCGUACAGUUUCAUAGCCAGCCAGUUUCAGUUCUGCUAAGUGUCAUGUGACCUUCAUUAGAGAAGCUGUGGGUUUUGUUAGGUUUGGUUUUUUUUAAGAAGUGAAUAAUACUAACUCUUAACAAAUUGACUUGCUGUAAAGCAAGGAUCAGUAAGGAAUUGUUUUGACAGUUAAAGGAAAAAUAAGGGCAGGAGAUUUCUUCCCCUGCCUCUUUCCUGAACUGUUUUGUGUCUUCACAUGCUCCUUCAGUGACUUGAGUGAAUUAAAAAUCCCAGCUAAAAACGUGUUAGCAAGCAGGAAGUGUGAAGAGGUGAAAAGUAUUACUAUUGAUCAGGUCAGUUUGUGGAAUUAUUUCAGAGGUUUGGGAAGAGAAGUAGCUUCUCUACUCACAUAUACAGAGACAUUUUAUCUUCUUCCUUUUUCAUCGGUGCUUAGGUUGACCAGAGGAGAAGGGGGGAAAAAAAUCACUUUUGGAAUCUAAGCUCUUUCCUAUUGACUGCAUGAUCCAUGUUUGAUAUGGAUGCCCCAACUCUUAUCUAUACCACAAGCCAGAAGACUUUUUCUAAAACCUUAUAACAAAUGUAGAAGCUUUUAUCUUUGGCAGUUUUUACUUUUCUGUAUUAAUAAUGUGCCAGGAGAAGAGAGCAGAAGAGAAUUCAUCAGUAUCUCAAGACUGGCAAGAGCAGUAAAUUAGGUGAAAAUGUCCAAUUGAUCCCAGGAUAUUGAUAAAAUCAAAGGAAAGCAAAAUUAGAUAAGCCCCAGCUGACCCUCCCAAUGGGAUUUUUUUGGGGGGGAAAAAAAUAUUUCUGAAACCUAACCCAGUGCUAGGAGAGUAUGGACAAAAUGCAGCAUUCAGAUACUUGAAAGUUUUUUUUGGUUUUGGGUUUUUGGUUUUUUUUUUUCAGUAACUCAUAGAGCACCAGUGCACUCUCUUCAAAGUUUUAUCUUAAGAUGUACUUUUCUUAUAAAAAGAGUUAUCUAGCUUCAUGACAACUGGGGACCAGACUGUAUUUAUAGCACCUUAUGGUAAUGAAGUUAAGUGGUGGUUGAAAUUUAUUUGUGGACCAGACAGAAUUGUUGUGUAAGCUGCCAGCUGUGGAGCCUUAUCCUAGAGUUAUGGUCCAAUUGCCACGAGUGUUAUCUACCUCUGAAGCAUGCUACUACUAGCCAUAAUUUUGUCUCGAGCACCUUUCUUACUGGCUUUAUGCAUUACUGUAUUUAACAGCAUGCCUGUGCAUGAAAUUCAUGUACUGGAUGUAUGGUCAGAUUUUCUGAUCAGGAGCAGGUCUGUCUGUAAACUCACGAUGUGAUCUUGAUUGUAUUUGAGGAGUCUUUUUGGAGAACAGAUGUUGCUUGGUCUGCUUCUGCCAGUAAGCAGUCCCUGGUGGCUGGUGUGAUUCAGCACAAGUGAUGCCAGGACGCUGGCUUGUCAAUGCUAAAUUCAGAACUUCAGAAUCUGUACCUUUUGUUUAAGUCCAAGUGUUCAGUUUAAACGCACUUUAACACUUUUUAGUGUGACCCUGAUGAUUUUUAAGGCUUUUGAAUAUUCUUGCUUAACCAGUUAAGUGCCCAGGUCCUACCUUUGCUUCCUUAAUAGCUCUACCUCAGGCUGUUGUUAUGCUGUGCCUUUCUCCCUUGGCAAUUUGAAAUGUGGCCACUUACCACGCAGAGUCACUGUAAGGUUAAACGUAAGAAAAUCACUCUUUGAUCCCAGCAUAGCAUACUUAUUUUUUACUGUGUAGUAUAUUCAACAUGGCAGUAUGUCUCUUCAGUUUUGUUACCUCUCCCAAGCCCUUACUGCUCGGUUGAACCGUACCAUCUUGGUUGAACUCUGGAGAACGGUGCCAUCUCUACCAGCUUGGUUAAACUAUACCAUCCCAGUUGAACUAUCCAGUGUUUGGCAUCAUCAGACAGACUUUUUACUGUGUUCCUGAUCUGCAGAAUCACAUCAGUGAUGGUUUUGCCAGAGAAUGACAGGUUCCGAAAUAAUUUUGGAAGGGACCUCUACAGUUCUGGCAAUAGGAAAACCAAUUCUUUUUACUUUCUGCCUGAGCGUACUUGACCUAGUAAUUGUUAAGCUUGAGGUGUUCAUUCAGUGGUGUUCUUGCAAACACUUUUCUGAGGUGGACUCCGUAGCAGGAUGGCAGUGAUUCAGAACUGGUACUUGUCUAUCUGAGAUUUUUGCCGCUCAUUAUUAGCAGUUAGGAAAAACUGUAAUAUAAAGUUAUCUUAAUGUUGCCUUCACAUUCAGAAAUACAGGUCACUCGGCAGCACUAAGCUAGCUGUAGGUACCCUGCAUCAAUAUCCCUAUCACAUAUAUUCAUAUAUGUGAAUGGAUCUUUUCAAAAGCUUCUUGCAAUUGCUCUAAGUUUUUUAGUUGUCUGGGUGAUUUUCACCAAGUUGUUGUGUACCUCUGAUCCACUGAGAUUGUUUCACUAGUUAAUACAGCUUUCCUAGCAUACGCAAAUACAAAAUACAUAUUUUAUUCCUAGGAAGCUCCUGUGGUGUAAAUGUUUAAUCUUCAGAUGCUUCAUAAUGCCGUAGUAUGCUCGUACCCAAUUGAGUUCUCCAUGGUUAGGUUUGCCCCACUGAACCUAAUUUUCGUCCUAGGUGUGUAAAUCUUUUUAACGUGCUCACUACCAUGCAUCCAUCAGAGAUGAUGGUGAACAUUCUGUUUUCAGUGAUCUAUUUAAAAUUCUCAGAGAGAUUUACUUUGUUAAAGUAUUGUCGUGGAAGUUUUGUUAGCGAAUAGGUGAAUUAUCCACUCAUACAGUUAAUAAGUUAUACUCCAUACCUACUUAGAUAAAAAUCACAUCUAAGUAUAGUAAUAUAAAAUCAAUCAAUUUCAAUUUCAGCACUGAUCGCUUCAAAUAUCUGGAAACAGGGUCAACAGAAAAAAAAAAACUAACUCUACUGUGCUACACAAAUGAGCUUUACAGGGAUUUUCUGUUACUGAUGUUGCUGGGUUUUGAGCCUUGCAUUUAUGUUUUAGCAUCUCCGGUUAAGGUAGGCAGUACCUCAGCUGCAGGACGGAUUGUUGUUGAAAUUAGCAGUCUGAUGAACAAGAAGGCUUUGGGGGUUUGGUGGCUUUUUUUUUUUUCUUUUUGACUUUUAUGUUACAAUGACUGUAUGGGCCUUGCAAAAGCUAACUUCAGGAAAAAUAAUUGUGCCUGCACGUGUAUGUAAAACAGGAGAUGGGAUAUAAUUCUUUUGCCUUACUCUGUCAGCUGUGUGUGUGGGGGAAAUGAUUGUUGGACUACAACUAAUACUUGUAAUGAUUUUUCACAACUAAGUUAAACUCUACUUGAAAGGUGUCCGCAUAGGCAUCUUUAGGCUCUUCUUUUAGAUGGUGCAAUACAAAAGGGUCAAAGCACAUGUUUGUAUUUGCCCUUGCAUAUUAGUCACUUCCAUUACUUAACACUUUACUGGGAGGCGUUCUUGUGGCAAUAAGUACUAGGAAUUAAAGACUGUAAUAGAAAUAAUUUUGAGGACAGCUUAUGAAAAUGGGGGUAGAAGGUUUUUGAGCAUAGAUCUGUGUCCGUGUUGGUCUGACUUCCAACUGCCUUUCAAUAUUUCUGUUAAAUACCGCUCUUA